This is a messenger RNA of Heteronotia binoei (common prickly gecko), 2226 nucleotides long. RefSeq names its product docking protein 4 (gene DOK4). The record is from RefSeq and is a predicted model, not a curated record. Gene Ontology annotation, cellular component: cytoplasm. Gene Ontology annotation, biological process: positive regulation of MAPK cascade; cell surface receptor protein tyrosine kinase signaling pathway. The transcript has 9 exons. Lineage: Eukaryota; Metazoa; Chordata; Lepidosauria; Squamata; Gekkonidae. The coding region runs from base 335 to 1351 and encodes 338 amino acids.
CCGGCAAGCAGGCAGCGCCCAGUGCGCUCGGGCCCGGCGGCGGCGCGGCGCAGCACCCGGCGCCUGGGCUUCCUAAAACGCAGCAGCCGAACAAGAGGAAGCAGCGGCCAGCCGAUCUCCCAACUAGAACAAUGCUGAGGGAACGGGGAGGGGAGAGGACCGGUGUGCAGGCGAAAGUCUGAAAACAGGUGAAUGACGGAGGAGCCGAGGAGGGGAGAGGAGCCAGCAUCGGGGCUGUAGGAGAGCCCAGCGGAGGAGGAAGAGGAGGAGGUGGUGGCGAGAAGAGAGCCUUUGGCUCUGUGGCAGCAGACCCUGGCUGUGCUGCGGCUGAGCCAUGGCUACUAAUUUCAACGACAUCGUCAAACAGGGAUACGUGAAAAUGAAGAGCAGGAAAUUGGGGAUUUACCGUCGUUGCUGGCUGGUGUUUCGGAAAUCUUCCAGCAAAGGCCCCCAGCGGUUGGAGAAGUAUCCGGAUGAGAAGUCGGUGUGUUUACGUGGCUGCCCAAAGGUCACUGAGAUCAGCAAUGUGAAGUGCAUCACGAGGCUACCCAAGGAAACCAAGCGGCAGGCUGUGGCUAUUGUUUUCACCGAUGACUCGGCUCGGACGUUCACCUGUGAAUCUGAGCUGGAGGCCGAGGAAUGGUACAAGACCUUGUCCAUCGAGUGCCUGGGGGCCCGGCUGAAUGACAUCAGCCUUGGUGAGCCAGAUCUGUUGGCACCUGGAGUACAAUGCGAACAGACAGACCGGUUUAACGUCUUCCUUUUGCCGUGCCCAAAUCUGGACAUCUAUGGCGAAUGCAAGCUGCAGAUCACCCACGAAAACAUUUACCUCUGGGAUAUGCACAAUCCUCGCGUCAAGCUCAUCUCCUGGCCCUUGUGUUCGCUGCGCCGCUAUGGACGAGAUGCUACACGGUUUACCUUCGAGGCCGGACGGAUGUGCGACGCAGGGGAAGGGCUGUACACUUUCCAGACCCAGGAGGGGGAGCAGAUCUACCAGCGAGUCCACAGUGCCACUUUGGCCAUAGCUGAACAGCACAAGCGGGUUCUGCUGGAGAUGGAGAAGAACGUGCGGCUGUUGAACAAGGGCACAGAACACUACUCCUACCCAUGUACACCUACGACCAUGUUACCACGCAGUGCCUACUGGCACCACAUCACCGGUUCUCAGAACAUUGCGGAAUCCUCCAAUUACGGAGAAACCGGUUCUGCUGUCUGGUCCACAGGCGAUGCCUACUCGGGGCCCCAAGCCAGCUCAGAGACCGACCUCCUGAACCGAUUCAUCUUACUGAAGCCAAACGUUCCCCAAAGCAGCAAGAAGGAGAGCAAAGAAGCCAGUUCUGCUUCACACUGACAUGGCCCUGGAUGGGAGAGGUCAGGCUGUCAGCUCCACUGAAGAGGGGAGUGGGCUCCGCACCGAAGACUUAAAAAAAAAAAAUUCCAGUGCCUGCUCCCCUCCUUUUAUGAGGGGGCUGUGGUAUGGGGACAGCUGGGUUUUUUUGCUGCAGGAGAAGGGGGGGGGCAGAAUUUGCACAGAAGUAGUUCUGUGGAGAACGUUCCGAAUUCAGGAGUCGGGCCUGCAAUGUCUGCCCAGCAGGCCAAAUGUUGCCAGGCCCAGCGUUAGGGUGAGAACAUGGAGGACGGCUAUCUAUUGUCAAAACAAUUUUAAAUAUAUACUAUGGCUUAUGCAUAUUCUAUAUAUCCAUAGGGGUUUUUUUCUCACACACAAAUGCACACUUCGUAGCCACGAAGGUGAGAUUUUAAACCAUCGGCGGGUGGGUUGGGAUUUUUCUUUUCCCUUUCAUAGGGACUGCAACUACAGACCAAAGGGGAGAAGUUUUAGUCUUGUGGGAAAGAGAGCUUCCCGAAUUGGAGCUAGGGAGCAGAAAGACUGGGUUCUCUAAAAGGAGAAAGACGGCGUCAUUUCUGAUGGCCUGCGAGGAUGAGGAAGCCAUGUCACUGGCAGAGGCCUACAGAAGAGAAAAAGUCUUGCCACAGAACAGCGAGGGCUUCUUCGGUGGAACACUCACCUCUGACAUCACCCAGGCCUUGAGGUGGUCAAAAACGAAACUGAGACGAGCAGACCUGCCCUUGCCACAGUCCUAUGGGUGAAAACAAACAUGUUUGGCCCUGAAAUAUUUGCCGGAGAACUUUGCAAGUUCAGACUCAGAGUGAAGUUUGUGCUACUCUGAAACAUUAAAAACCUGCUCUUGGGCACAUGCAAACACA